Molecule: messenger RNA, 1740 nt
Organism: Hevea brasiliensis (rubber tree)
Lineage: Eukaryota; Viridiplantae; Streptophyta; Magnoliopsida; Malpighiales; Euphorbiaceae
Exons: 10
Coding region: 25-1578 (517 amino acids)
Biological process (GO): proteolysis
Molecular function (GO): peptidase activity
Source: RefSeq, a predicted model, not a curated record
CUCGCACUGGUCACUUCCCUCACAAUGCUUGUAAAUUACGCGCCACCUUCAUUGAAAAAGCCACUCCUUUUGGCGUCAUCCUCGCUCUUCUCUCCUCACACCACUUCGCGGCAGUCGCCACUUUCAUUCUCCAAACUUCUUCAUUUCCACUAUCGCCGGAGUUCAUUCCAUACAUUCGCCGCCAUGGCUGAAGCAAAAGACGCUGCCUUCUAUUCUCCGCCAGAGCACGACGUCGGGAGUUGGUACUCGGUGCCGGACCUUCGGCUUCGCGACCAUCGCUUCACUGUUCCCCUCGAUUACUCUGUUCAGCGCAGUGCUUCUCCCAAGAUCUCCAUUUUUGCUCGAGAAGUCGUGGCUGUUGGGAAAGAAGAACAACAACUGCCUUACCUAUUAUUUCUACAGGGUGGACCCGGCUUUGAGUGUCCACGGCCAACUGAGGCUAGUGGAUGGAUACAUAAAGCAUGCGAAGAAUUCCGUGUUGUUUUGAUGGAUCAGCGAGGAACAGGCUUAUCAACUCCUUUGACAUCAUCAUCUAUGUUACAACUGGGUUCUGCACAGAAGUUGGCUGAAUACUUGAAAUAUUUUCGAGCUGACAAUAUAGUGAAUGAUGCUGAAUUCAUCCGAGUUCGUCUGGUUCCUGAUGCUGGACCUUGGACAAUUUUGGGUCAGAGUUAUGGUGGCUUUUGUGCUGUAACGUAUUUGAGUUUUGCACCACAAGGACUGAAACAAGCCCUGAUAACUGGAGGAAUCCCUCCAGUAAGGAGUGGAUGCACUGCUGAUAUUGUCUAUAGAGCAUGCUAUGAACAGGUUAUUCGCCAGAAUGAAAAGUACUAUAAGAGGUUUCCUCAAGAUGCUGAAAUUGUUCGUGAAGUUGUGAUCCAUUUGGCGGAAUCUGAAGGAGGCGGGGUGCUUCUUCCAUCAGGGGGAAUAUUAACUCCAAGAGGACUUCAAACUCUAGGUCUUUCUGGUUUAGGAUCCAGUUCAGGUUUUGAGCGUCUUCACUAUAUGUUUGAAAGGGUGUGGGAUCCCAUCAUAGUUCCGGGAUCAAGAAAGCAAAUUAGCGACUACUUUUUAAAAGCUUUUGAAAAUUGGUUGGAUUUUGAUUCAAACCCACUCUAUGCUAUCCUGCAUGAGCCCAUAUACUGUCAGGAUGAUUCAUCAAACUGGUCUGCUUACAGAAUUUUGGCUGAAGACAAUGGUAAAUUUGAUGCAAUCAGGGCUGCAAAAGAAGGCCGGCCAGUAUUUUUCACAGGGGAGAUGGUGUUCCCAUGGAUGUUUGAUGAAAUUCAUGCCUUGAGGCAGUUUAAAGAUGCUGCUGAGUUAUUGGCUGAGAAGAAAGAUUGGCCUCCCCUUUAUGACAUUGCUGUGCUGAAAAAUAACAAGGUACCUGUUGCAGCUGCUGUUUAUUAUGAAGAUCUGUAUGUUAAUUUCAAGCUGGCAAUGGAGACGGCUUCUCUGAUAGCGGGUAUUAGACUAUGGAUAACUAACGAAUAUAUGCAUUCUGGUCUGCGGGAUGCAGGGGGACGUGUUUUAGAUCAUUUGUUGGGAAUGUUAAAUGGAAAGAAGCCAUUGUUCUGAUAACCACUAUACUUUCUUAUAACAAUGGCUUCCUUCUCCCCUAGCCAGUACAUUUCCCAUGGUUAAAAAUAAAAAAUAAUGUACUUGUAUCGAUGGCUAAUGUGGAUUGUUUCAUAUCAGACUUCCUCUGUGAUGUGAGAAUAUUACAAUCUUUGAAGACCA